AUGCAAGCUCCUGCUAAAAUACUCAGUGGCUCCGACGAAGAGGUCUCAAACCCAGCAUCAAGCAACAUUGUCAUUUUUAGUUCAAGUGAUGAUGAGGAGGAGGAGGAGGAUGAAAGUGAAUCUGAGGAGCUGAACGAAUUCAAUAAAGAGAGGGAGGGCAUGGAAAAGUCAAAGAAACGGAAACUUUCUUUCCACACUAUGAAGCAGAUGGAAUGUGUUUGA
Molecule: messenger RNA, 222 nt
Organism: Saccharomycopsis crataegensis
Lineage: Eukaryota; Fungi; Ascomycota; Saccharomycetes; Ascoideales; Saccharomycopsidaceae
Exons: 1
Coding region: 1-222 (73 amino acids)
Source: RefSeq, a predicted model, not a curated record